Messenger RNA from Galeopterus variegatus (Sunda flying lemur), 1299 nucleotides. RefSeq names its product coiled-coil domain containing 104 (gene CFAP36). Gene Ontology annotation, cellular component: axoneme; ciliary base. The record is from RefSeq and is a predicted model, not a curated record. NCBI's taxonomy places the organism in Eukaryota, Metazoa, Chordata, Mammalia, Dermoptera, Cynocephalidae. The transcript is spliced from 10 exons. Bases 197 to 1228 code for a protein of 343 amino acids.
GGGGAGCUGGCUUCACUUCCGGGCCGCAGUCUGGGGCGGCUAAGCAUGUUGCCAUAGCGACCAUUUUGCGUUAACUGGUUCGUAGCUUUCUUCCAAGUGGCAGGGCGAGUGCGGGGACAAUUCCUCCUUCACUCCCUCUUGGCUCCCUGUGGCCGAAAGGCCUUAGCAGGUUCCCGAGGUCUGGCCUAGGAGCGGGAUGGCUGCGGAAGAAGAGGACGAGGUGGAGUGGGUGGUGGAGACCAUCGCGGGGUUUCUGCGAGGCCCGGACUGGACCACCCCUAUCUUGGACUUUGUGGAGCACAAAUGUGAAGUUUUUGAUGAUGAAGAAGAAAGCAAAUUGACCUAUACAGAGAUUCAUCAGGAAUACAAAGAACUAGUUGAAAAGCUGUUAGAAAGUUACCUCAAAGAAAUUGGAAUUAGUGAAGAUCAAUUUCAAGAAGCAUGCACUUCUCCUCUUGCAAAGACCCAUACAUCACAGGCCAUUUUGCAACCCGUGUUGGCAGCAGCAGAUUUUACUAUCUUUAAAGCAAUGAUGGUCCAGAAAAACAUUGAAAUGCAGCUUCAAGCCAUUCGAAUAAUUCAAGAGAGAAAUGGUGUAUUACCUGACUGCUUAACAGACGGUUCUGAUGUGGUCAGUGACCUUGAACAGGAAGAGAUGAAAAUCCUGAGGGAGGUUCUUAGAAAAUCUAAAGAGGAAUAUGACCAGGAGGAAGAAAGGAAGAGAAAAAAUCAGUUAUCAGAGGCUAAAACAGAAGAGCGCCCACUGAAUACUAGUGAAGCUGCAAAAAUGAGUAAUUCCCAAGGGGAUGGUGAACAUUUUGCACACCCACCCUCAGAAAUUAAAGUGCAUUUUGGUAAUCAGUCAGUACAACCGUUGGCAAGAAAUGUGGAAAUGCUGCCUGAAACUUCCUCCCUCCCACAAAAAGGCCUGAAGAUUCCUGGCUUAGAACGUGCAAGCAGUGAAGGACCGAUAGCGAAUUUAUCAGCACUUGGAAAAGAAGAACUCCGGCAACGAGAACACUAUCUGAAGCAGAAGAGAGAUAAGUUGAUGUCCAUGAGAAAGGAUUUAAGGACUAAGCAGAUACAAAGUAUGGAGGAAAAAGGAAAACCUACUGAGGAGGUAGAGGAAAUGAGAGAGAAACCAGAAAUGACAGCAGAGGAGAAGCAAACAUUACUGAAGAGGAAAUUGCUUGCUGAGAAACUUAAAGAAGAAGUUAUUAAUAAGUAAUAAUUUUAAAGACCAAUUUAGCAAAACAGAAGUUCAAAUUUUCUUAAAAAUAAAUUAUUUAAUCCUUAAAC